Molecule: messenger RNA, 5297 nt
Organism: Pristis pectinata (smalltooth sawfish)
Lineage: Eukaryota; Metazoa; Chordata; Chondrichthyes; Rhinopristiformes; Pristidae
Gene: hmbsb
Product: hydroxymethylbilane synthase, b
Exons: 14
Coding region: 115-1212 (365 amino acids)
Biological process (GO): heme biosynthetic process
Cellular component (GO): cytoplasm
Molecular function (GO): hydroxymethylbilane synthase activity
Source: RefSeq, a predicted model, not a curated record
UCGGGGAGAGUAUGCCGGCGGUAAGGAGACAGCACCUUUAAAUCUCGCACAUUUUCCCACUCGGAAGAUCGGGGAUUCUGGCCGUUUCUUUGGGUGAAGCUCCGACCUGGGGUGAUGGCCGAUGAUACGGCGAAUGGAGUGCGGAACUCUGCUUCCCACAAUGUGAAAGAGAAUUCUUCUCGAAUCAUCCGAGUUGGAACAAGAAAAAGCCAACUUGCUCGGACUCAGACUGACACUGUGGUGAACAUGCUGAAAGAACACUACCCACAUGCACAACUUGAAAUCGUUGCCAUGACAACCACUGGAGACAAAAUUCUGGACACAGCUCUCUCAAAGAUUGGUGAGAAGAGUCUGUUCACAAAGGAGCUGGAAACUGCAUUAGAGAAGAAUGAGGUUGAUAUGGUAGUUCAUUCCCUGAAAGACCUGCCAACAGCACUGCCUCCUGGAUUUACAAUUGGAGCCAUCUCCAAGCGUGAAAUUCCUUACGAUGCUGUUGUUGUGCACCCAAGUCAUGUGGGAAAGUCGCUGGACACACUGGCAGAGCGGAGUGUGGUUGGCACGAGUUCCUUACGACGAGCAGCACAACUGAAAAGACGAUUUCCUCACCUGGAGUUCAAGGAUAUCCGAGGCAACUUGAAUACAAGAUUAAAGAAACUCGAUGAAAAGAAUGACUUCAGUGCUAUUGUACUGGCAGCAGCUGGUCUGCGGAGAAUGGGUUGGGAGAAUAGGAUCACUCAGGUUUUGGAGCCUGAAGAUUGUAUGUACGCUGUGGGUCAGGGAGCACUGGCUGUUGAAGUCCGGCUGAAUGACCCAGACAUCCUGGAAAUGGUUUCUGCUCUCAACGACAUUGAGACUGUUCUCCGCUGCAUUGCUGAACGUUCCUUCAUGAAGCACCUGGAGGGAGGCUGCAGUGUACCUGUUGCUGUUCACAGUGUCAUGAACCAAAACCAGCUCUACCUCACAGGGGCUGUAUACAGUCUUGAUGGAUCUGACAGCUUAAAAGAUACAAUGCAAACGAGCGUCUCCACUCAAACACAGGAUGAAGAUUGUAGUGUUGCUGAUGUUCAACAUGUUGGGAUUAUGGCAAAGAGAAUACCACACAACUCCCAGGCAGCGGCUGAGAAAUUAGGAAUGGAUUUGGCCAAUCUAUUGCUUAGCAAAGGUGCCAAGGAUAUCCUAACUGUUGCCAGACAGCUGAAUGAUUCAAGAUAAUGCAAUGUAUUUAUACUAAUGUGAAUACUAUGUCGUUAUUUAGGCAUUCAUAAAGCUAUAAAUAUACAGUAACCAAAGGUAACAGACAGUAUCCCUUCCCUGUGCCUUAUGCAUUUCAUUUGCUUCUGUAAACUCUCAGUUUGUUGUUCUCUUACCUUCUAAACUACCCUCUAAACAUACUGGGUUGUUUCAUCAACUAACUUUCAUCUGUUGCUGGGAUCCUGUCACAUUUCGAGACUGCUCCAGUCAUUCUCUACGAUUCAGUACGUAGUCUGCAUUUUCUUGUAUCUUUCAAUGCUAUGUAAAGCGUAUGUAUUUUUUUUACCGAGAAAGUAGUUAUAAUAUAAAACUUCGUAGAAAAGGUACAUUUGAAAUUGCUCAUCUUGAAUUACCUGUGAACUGAAAUUUGAAAUCAUGUCUUUCUUUUAAAUGCUGCCUAUGCAGUUUUAUUUAGUUUACACUAUUGAACAGAUUGGGGUUUUGGUUAAGUCCCUUUUGAAUGAAUGGGCAUAGACAGUGAAAUUGAAUUUUGGCCAUGUUUCCCCCUCUAUUCCAGUAUGGCCUAUUCUAAUAUGUAGUCCUUUGUUCUAUUGUGUCCCCCUGAAAUUAAUAACAUUACUGCAGUAGUAGCACUAUCUUUAGCCUGAUGAGUGGGUAGUGGACAUCACUGGUAAGGCCACUAUUUAUUUGCCCAUCCCUAAUUGCCCUUGCAGUUGGUCAGUUCUGUUCUGCAGCUAUUACCGUGUCAUGCCUGUGGUGUUGAAUGAUCUUGCAGCAGAUGAAUCUCUUGCAUGGAGAUACUCUACAAGAAAAGCAUUAUCCAUCUUGUCUCCAUUUGUACAUAGUUCCAGGAUAAUUCCAUGUGACAUCUGACAGCUGACAUGCAGUCUGUGUUUACUACUUCCCUUCCUGCCCCCCCCACCACCACCAUGUGUACAUGUGGAGUGCCUUUGAAAAUAGCUUGUGUUAUUGAGGAAGUUUGUGAACAAUCAUUCCCUUCCCAACUUCCAGUGUUGAGUAGGAUAGUGAAGUGUAUGUGGGAGAAUAGAAUCACUCCUAGAGAGGCAGCUUCUGGCCCUGCAUCAGAUAGGUUGAGAAAUUACCAAACUGAUUUUGACUUCAGUACAUGAAAAUCAAAAAAAACUCCAGAUGCUGGAAAUCUGAAAUAAAAACUGAUACUGGAAACACUCAGCAGGUCAGGCAGCAUCUGUGGAAAGAGAAGCAGAAGUUAAUGUUUCAGAUGAAAGACCCUUUUUCAGAACCUGUUCUGAUGAAGGGUCUUCAGCCUGAAGCAUUAAUCCUGUUUCUUUUCCACAAAUUCUGCCUGACCUGCUGAGUGUUUCCAGAAUUUUUGGUUUUUAAAUUAGACUUCAGCCUGAUUUUUGUUUUAAAGGCUUUUAUUUUUCCUUACAUGUGACAAAAAUAAACCAAUUUACUGUAUAAAUGUAUGUGAGGAUGUCUGAUGUCAAAUUUUCCUGAAGUUCAUUUACAGUGGACUAAUUAUGUGACACUGCAGCUGAGUUUGAUUAUUUUGUCUUCAUCUAUCAUCUUUGCAAGUAAUCUUCUUUCUAGAGGUUAUGGGACAGAAACCCUUACAGUGUCUUCCCAUCUCUGUGAGCCAGCAUCGCUCUAGCUGAGAUGGGCUCACUCAACAUGCAUAGGGAAACACAAGAGUUUAGAGCAUUUUGAUGUUGGUGUCAGCAAUGGUUCAUUGUGUGGCACGCAUGCUUCUGAAUCAUAUGGCUAUGGAUUGAAGUUCCAUUCCAGAGACUAAACCCAGGCUCACACCCUCAAUUUUGUACUGGUGUGUUGCUAUGCAAGAGUUGCUGUCUCUUUUAUUGAGAUGUUGUACCAAGAUCCUGUCUUCUCUCUCAGUUGGAACCAAAGCAAUGUUGUGAUGAAGGAGAGGAUUUUCUUCCUAUUUCCUGACCUUUAUUUAUCCCUAGUCAAUACUACACAGAUUAUCUAAUCAUCAUAUUGCCAUUUAUAGCAGCUUGCUCUAUGUAAACUGCUGGUUUUCUAUGUUACAACUGUAACUGUAGAGGUAAAUAAUUGACAGUGAAGUGUUUUGUGAUGUCCUGAAGUUAUAAAAGACACUAGAUAAAGUAUUUCUUCAUAACUUGUGACUGUACUAUGUGCAGAAGAAAUGUAUGUCAGACUAUAAACUAACUUUAUCAACUGUUCUGUUGGCCACUUACAAGGGAUACUGUCUGAAAAUGUAUGUCACAAUUGGUUCCUUAAUACCAGGGUUUCUGAUCCUGAGGCUUAGGGUUGGAUUAUAUGAAUUAUAUUCUUACAAAGUAAGGUAUCAUGCUGCUUUUCAAAAGUAGGCCAGAAAUCUGAAGUUACUGUGAGUUGCCAGAGACUGCACCCACUUAAGCCUGCUGUGUUAAUUGCAUAGUUUGCUUUCCAAGGGAGUAGACAAAUUGCAGACCAAAACAUCAAAAACAAGACCAAAACAAAACAGGUUGGAAAUCUGGGUAAUGAAAGAGGAAUUUGACCGCAGUGGUCACUGUCCUUAAAGGCUGGAUUUCCUUCUGGAGUGAAUGGAAGCCAGAAUGCCAUGGAGUGGUUGGUUUUUGCUUCUCUGCAAUAAUCACCAUGUUUUGCUCUAAUGUUGUAGUUCACUGUUACAGUGGAUGGAGUACUUUUACCUUAAAAACAUAAACCCUUAGGUGCCUUCUAAACUCAGACUAGUAGAAAUGUUGAAAACGUACCUGCAACACACUUGUAAUUUAAUCCUGAAUCUCUGGCCCUCUGUCCUUUCUCCUCACAGGCAAUUUUUAAACUGCAUGGUAGUAGAAUUUGACGCCAUCAAGUUGGUUAAAUUUUUAUCUUCUGUGCAAAAGUGAUCUGUAGAUUCCCAGCCCUAACCCAAUGACUGAAGUUACUGAAAAGGCAAAGAAUAUUCAGACAGCAGCCAAGUCUUAUGCAUUACCUGGUCCUUGUAUUUUUAAUCAGCACAAUCUUAAUUUCUAUUUGAGUAUGGUGUGUGAAAGAAAGAGGGUGCAUAGUAAGGGCAGUGAGGUCAAAGUGAGAAUUCCCCAUGACUGAGUAAUGGUGAGUCCCACGGUUUAGGACACCAACAUUAAUACUUUGAGAAUCAGAAGAAUGGGAUCCUGGCUCAACAGUGGUUGUGAUGGAAGAACCCUGCAUCUGUGCUGUUGAGUUCAACUUGAAAGAUUCACUGCAUUACAUGAAUUGAGGGGUGAGAUGUUUAUGGCUUGUUGAUGAACAGAAAGUUGUCUCUGAUGGCAAUUGCAACUUAACCUACCCAUUGGAAACUGCCUGGAUUAAUAGAAAAUGUAAUUACAGUGGUGUUAAACCAGAGUUCCAUCUUAUCCUGUGGGAUUCCCCUGCCCCUAAGAUGUAUGUUUUCAGUAUUUUUUAAAAAUCAAAUUAUUGCCUUUCUUUUAAUAUUUUUGCCUUUCGGUGAAUGUGCUGAGGUCAAACUUGCUCUGGGUUUUAAGAUGCAGGAUUAACCCAAGAGGAUCAGUUCUAGGCAGCACAGACACAUUUUUCUCAUGUUCCUUACUGUGGGACAACUUUCUCCUGAGAGAUCCUUUUGAGAUCUGUCAUUUCAUGUCUUUCCACCCAUAAAAUGUCAUUGGUGGUUUCUUUUAAAUGUUGGAAAUAUUCUACAAGCAGUUAAGAAUAGGUUUGACAUUUUCAUGAAUAUUUCCCUCUUUGCUAUCCACAAUUGCUCGCUCACCAAGUUGUAGGAUUUUGUAUGAAAGCCUUACUAAAACGGGUCUCCAUUCUUAAACAUAAUGAUGCAAAGUGCUCUGUUAAUCAGAGGCAUAAAUACUGAUGAGUAGGACUGCACGCUCAGGGCCUGAAUCCCCACAAACGUAAUUCCUAGAGCACAUUAUAUGAUAAACUAUUUUUUUAAAUGGAAAAGGAUCUUGCAAAAGGAUUAACAAAUAAAAUUCUACUGGUCUGGGACAGAUUUGAAGCAAGGUAAUAUUUACAGGGAUGAUUCUUACUGUUAUGUCCAUGAUGCUGUAGAUUAUCUGAAGUGAGAUUGCUUAUAAUGAAAUAAGUAUUUGCUGCUAUGGUGCUGACCCCUUGCAGUAAUGUCAAAA